This is a messenger RNA of Penicillium waksmanii, 2280 nucleotides long. RefSeq lists its product as uncharacterized. Lineage: Eukaryota; Fungi; Ascomycota; Eurotiomycetes; Eurotiales; Aspergillaceae. The record is from RefSeq and is a predicted model, not a curated record. Gene Ontology annotation, molecular function: DNA-binding transcription factor activity, RNA polymerase II-specific; DNA binding; zinc ion binding. The transcript is spliced from 6 exons. Bases 1 to 2280 code for a protein of 759 amino acids. Gene Ontology annotation, biological process: regulation of DNA-templated transcription; DNA-templated transcription.
AUGUCUUCCGCAACACCUGCAGAAGAUCCCAGUGCUCGACGUAAACGGCCCGCUAGGAAGUAUACCUCACGCGCCUGCGAGGAAUGCCGUCGACGAAGAGCCAAGUGCGAUGGCAAUAGGCCCUCCUGCUCCCGAUGUCUGGAUCGCGGAAUCCGCUGCCAGUACUCGACCGCCGAGGACGGGAGACAGCCCGCGCCUAAGGCAUAUGUGGUGAUGCUACGGAAUCGGAUUGAGCUACUGGAGCGUGUAUUGCACUCGCAUGGUAUUGAUCCAGAAGCCUCAGUCGCCCAACUGAUGGCCGAGGAUGAGAUUUCGAAUCAACAUCAAUCAACUGAGCCGGAGUGGGCAUCCGCUGGCUCAAAUUGUAACGUCGAGGACUUGUGUGGUACUUUUGAUGGAGCUUUAACCCUGGACGAAUCAUUGAACUUUGACCAGGAUGGCGAGGUUAGAUAUUUUGGUCCUACCAGUGGAAGACUUCUCUUCCGUUCUUCGGCAAAUGACUCUCCGGUCGAAGAGGCAUAUUCAACAGAUCCAUCAUGUACGGGAUGCUCUAGCAACACACCGGAAUGCCCAGAACCUGCCGCAACUUGUCGAUACGAAGUGGCUGGCGAACUCUCUCCACCAGACGAAACCUGGCUAUCAGAUGAACUUCAAGCGCAUCUCAUCGACCUAUACUUUGAAUGGGAACAGCCAUGGUUUCAGAUGCUAAACGAAACCAUCUUCCGAGAGAGUAUGGCCACUGGCGGGCGAUACUUCAGCCCUUUAUUACUGACCUGUAUCCUCGCGGUGGGCUCUCGGUAUUGUGAUCGACUCGACGUUCGGACCGAUCCCAAUGAUCCCAACACGGCGGGGAGGAUGUUCAUCUGCAAAGCAGAGAAAUUAAUACAGAAUGAUUUGAGAUGGCCCAAAAUCACUACCAUUCAGUCAUUGGCUAUCAUGGGCAUGUUUUACAUCGCAACGGGUUCGGAUGCAGCUGGCUGGCUCCAUCAAGGCAUGGCUAAUCGUCUUGCUCUGGACAUGGGUUUAAAUAUGGAUCCGGCCGUUUUGGCCGGGGCUGUAUCCCUCUCGCCCAUCGAGAUCGAAUUGAGAAGGCAGAUCUAUUGGUCUUUGUAUUGCCAUGAUAAGCUUUCUGCGAGUUAUGCUGGUAGAGUCUGUACCCUGCUGGACUCGCAAGGUGUUGUGAACAAGCCGUACCUACAGUGUGCAACCACCACAGUCUUACCUUCAGCCAAGGGCAACGGUCAACUACGGGCUUACUCCCAAAGAGACGUCGCUAAACUGCACCAAGCGAUGAUUGACCUUUGCCGAAUUCUCGAGAAGAUCCUCCACUCACUCUGGUCACCUAGGCCCCUCCUUCAUGCCCAUCAGCGGUCCGCCUUCUUCGAUUCCUGCGUCCUCGAACUAAAAACAUGGUACUACGAUCUCCCCUCGGAAAUAAAAAUCGACCGAUCAUCUGGCCCAUCCAAGUUCCCACACGCCUACACAAUGCUCAUGGUCUACCACACAAUAUUCAUCCUCCUCUGCGGCCCCUUCAUGAACAAGCCCUCCUCCUCCAACGCGAAUGCGAAAACAGAGAACAUGACCAGCGCCAACCGCGGCGAAUCCCAAGAAGAAAAACCAAACCCCGACCACUCCCGAACCACAAAAGCCCUCGCAAGCUGUAGUUCCUCUAUCCGCGCAAUGUGCCUCAUAAUCCAAAAGUACCGCCACACAUUCGGCAGUUUCAAAAUGAGUCCCAUCACAGCGACAUACUGCACUUUAUCCGCCGCCUUAAUUAUAAUCGAAAACUGCUGCACAAUGGAAAACAAAUCACCCACCACAACAAAAACCAACGCCAAUUCCAAUUACAGUCCCGACGCCUGCACGGCCGAAGAAGCCACAGGAUCCAACCGCAAUUUAUCCCCACACGUAGCAGUGGGCCUGUGUAUGCAAGUUCUACGAGAAUUGUCAACGUCCUGGAAUAUCGCCAAGCGAAUAGGUCGGAAUUUGGAAAAAGUUUACACGCAGCGCUUCGGCUCGGAUCAUGUUCCCUCCCCACCGAAGGAAUGUGAUAUUGCAGCCUAUGAAGCGGCGACUCAAAUCGCCGAUGCGAAUAUACCCUUCGACACGAAUGUGCCUCCCUUGGAUACCUUUGAUGCCGCCUUCGAUAAUAAGAAUGCCAUGCAUCUCCAAAAUCCCCUUUCUUUUCAUCUUGAACAUCAACAACUUCCCUCCGCCACCGAGGCACAUUCUAUUUUCCUGACUCAGAAUGAGAAUAGACCCCCCCGUUACUGGUUUUGA